Messenger RNA from Lolium perenne, 1340 nucleotides. RefSeq names its product transcription factor MYBS1. Lineage: Eukaryota; Viridiplantae; Streptophyta; Magnoliopsida; Poales; Poaceae. Gene Ontology annotation, biological process: response to gibberellin; response to salicylic acid. Gene Ontology annotation, molecular function: DNA binding. The record is from RefSeq and is a predicted model, not a curated record.
GACCCCUUGUGGAGAUAAGGCUCUGUCCCGCCAUUGGGUUGUUAAUUACUACUUAUCGUACUCCGGCCGUGGCUAACCUGCGCCGUAACACCACCACCACAGCCAUCUCACCGGCCGCCGGCCGCCGGCCGACCUCCCCGAUGACCACACAAGCAACGUGGACCAGGGAAGAGGACAAGGCGUUCGAGAACGCGCUAGCAGCUGCCGCACCACCGCCGCUGGAAGGCCUGCCGGAGGACGACUGGUUCGUUGCGCUCGCGGCGAGCGUGCCGGCGCGGUCGACGGAGGAGGUGCGGCUACACUACGAGGCGCUGGUAGAGGACGUCGGCGCCAUCGACGCAGGACGCGUCCCGCUGCCGCGCUACGCCGGGGAGGAGUCCGACGGUGCCGGCGCCGCUCCCAAGGAUGACGGUAGCGGGCACCGGCGCGAGGAUCGGAAGAGCUACGAGUCGGGGAAGAACUGCUCCAAGGCGGAGCAGGAGAGGCGCAAGGGCAUCCCAUGGACAGAGGAAGAGCACAGAUUGUUUUUGCUGGGGCUGGACAAGUUUGGCAAGGGUGACUGGCGGAGCAUCUCGCGCAACUUCGUCAUCUCCCGGACGCCCACGCAGGUGGCGAGCCACGCGCAGAAGUACUUCAUCCGCCUCAACUCCAUGAACCGGGACAGGCGCCGCUCCAGCAUCCACGACAUCACGAGCAUCAACGCCGGCGAGGUCGUCCCGCAGCAAGGCCAGGCAACGAAGCACCCUGCAGCCGGAAUGGCCAUGUACGGCGGGGCGCCCAUGGGCCACCCCGUCGCUGGUCACCACAUGGUCCCCGCCGCCGCCGUGGGAACGCCGGUGAUGUUCCCGCCGGGGCACUCGCCCUACGUCAUGCCUGUUGGCUACCCGGCUCCCCAGGCGAAGAUGCAUCAGUAACCUUCCAAUGCCACACUUACUCCACUUGCUUGGUGUUGCUUCUGCUCCGCAGCCCAAGAUGCAUCGCCAAAUGCCACACUUACACGAAGCAGAUCAACCGCCUGAAAUGAACGAUGUAUAGAAGCAUUUCUCCCUUGUUAUUUCUCGAAUCUUCUUGAUUUGUUUUGUUUAGCCGUCCAUCCGUCCAUGAUCCUCUGUGUAACAGAGAUGACUCUGAGUGGAGGGACGAAGGUCCGCGAGUAAGUAAGCAUUUGCUGACUGUUGCAAGCGCCUGAAUGAUCACAGACCAGGGUAAAGGUUCAGGAAGGCGAAUGUAAUUAGCAGCAGCCUCCCCCCGGUGAAUGUAUCCUUUGACCCUUGCAGAGUUCGGACUGGAACUGAUUUCCAUUUGCCGGAUGUAAAUCACACUUUUGGCCUUUCUUCUCA